Molecule: messenger RNA, 12505 nt
Organism: Argiope bruennichi
Lineage: Eukaryota; Metazoa; Arthropoda; Arachnida; Araneae; Araneidae
Gene: Dhc93AB
Product: dynein beta chain, ciliary-like
Exons: 48
Coding region: 74-10705 (3543 amino acids)
Biological process (GO): microtubule-based movement
Cellular component (GO): dynein complex
Molecular function (GO): ATP hydrolysis activity; ATP binding; dynein light intermediate chain binding
Source: RefSeq, a predicted model, not a curated record
UAUAGUAGCAGGGAUAUUUAGUACCACAGGAUUAGUGAAAAGGGUUGAUGAUGUACAGUCAACUAAAGAUUACAUGUCUGAAUUAGAAGAACUGCAAGAACUCCAGGAGAUGCGUGAGGAAUUAAGCAGUCGAAUCCAAUCUUUAACCAGAGAAGCUGAAGAGGUGCUGCUCGAUCUGCAGCCUUAUUCUUAUUUGUGGAAAGAAGAGCCCGAUUCUGUCAUCAAAAGUUUGACAGCGAAUCCGGAAGACACUCUAGGAAAUGUGCCCCAGAUCAUUGAGCAGAUUCGUAACUGUGAAACUUUAAGAACUCAAAUAAUGGAGAUAGUUCAACCUUUCCGUUUGCUGAAAGAAUGGCUGCGGGUCGAUCAAGUGCACUUCAAGGAACAUCUUUUAUCAUGCGUGGACGAUUGGCAACAACGAUUCAAAGAUUUGGUGAUGGAAAGCGUCUGUCGUUGUCUUUACGAUUUGGAUGCUUUCUGUUCUGAUACUGAAAGUGAGCUGGGUGAAAUGGUCCCCAGCACAGAACAGAUGGAUUCUUCCAUUUUGCUGAAAGUCAUUACUCGCAUACAGGCUGUUCAAGACAGAAAGGCAUUGACGAACGAAAUGUUUAAACCUCUGGCAGCGGCGAUCAAAUUUCUCAAGAUAGAAUGUCAAGAAGAACUGGAUGCUCAAGUGCAAAUUUUACAACAGAGUCUUCCAGAUAGAUGGCAACAUACUAAGAAACUGGCCGAGCACUGGCGACAGCAGAUCUCUACUCCAAUGGCAAAGGAAGCUUCGUGCGUUCGCAUGCAAGUAACUGCCUUUAGUAGUAAGCAGAUCCAGUUUAGAGAGCAGUUCAGGAAGUCAGCUGCUUUCCAUCGAGAUUGUCCAAUGCCAGCAAAAGACAUGUUGGAGAAACUGCGCUUGGAUAUACAAAAACUACAAGAGGAAGUGCAAGAACUCACAAAAUCUGGGAAGCUUUUCGAGGUUCACGUACCGGAAUUCAGCCAAUUGAAGCAAUGCGAAAAUGAAUUGGUGCUGCUUGCAGAAUUGUGGGAAUAUAUUGAUAAAGUGAAAGUGCAGUUGAAGGUGUGGGAGGACACUCCUUGGACUCAAGUGGACCUUGAUGCGCUGGAGAUGCAGUGCAAAGUGUACAUGAGGGACAUCAAACUGAUGGACAAAGAGAUGAGGUCAUGGGACAAUUUUAUAUGGUUACAGGAGACUAUCAAAAACAUCUUAGUUGCGCUAAGAGCGAUUCAUCAACUGAGAAAUCCAGCUAUUAAAGAAAGGCACUGGACGAGACUGUCCAAUGCUACUCAGGUACCGCUAUCAGUGACCGAUGAGACACCUCUUGGGGAGUUGCUGUCCUUGGAGCUGCACAGGUUCGAGGAUGUUGUCGAAAGCAUCGUCGAAAGAGCAUCGAAGGAGCUAGUGACAGAAAGAAUCCUGGCAGAACUCGAAGCUACAUGGGCAGAAAUAAAGUUCGAGCAUUCUAUUCAUCAGAGGACGGGAUACAGGUUGCUGCAUAUUUCAGAACUUCUUAUCGCCACUCUGGAAGAUAAUCAGGUGCAGCUACAAAACCUGAUGUCAUCGAAGCACGUCGCCCACUUCCUGGACCGCAUCACGGAGUGGGUUCGGAAGAUGUCGCGGGUUGAGACAGUGAUCGGAGCCUGGGUAGACGUCCAGAGAGCCUGGUCGCAGAUGGAGAGCAUUUUUAUGGGAUCGGAGGACAUCAAGGAACAAUUGCCUGAGGAUUGUGAAAGAUUUAUGUCCAUUGAUGCUUCUUUCAAGAGUUUGGUUGAGGUUCUUAGCACCGAAUCCGAGACUGUCGUAUCUGUCUCAGACCGACCAGAUGUCCAUGAAGACUUAUCCCGCCUGCAGGCGGAAUUGGCUCUCUGCGAGAAGGCUCUAGCUUCGUACCUAGAAACCAAAAGAAGGGUUUUCCCUCGUUUCUAUUUCGUGUCUUCGGCAGAUCUUCUCGACAUCUUGUCCAACGGAACUCGACCACGAACGAUAAUUCGACAUUUACCAAAACUUUUCGACUCAGCAGCACAGCUUAUUUUUGAAAGUGAAGAGAGUGACGUCGCUGUGGCAGUGAUCAGCAGGGAUGGUGAGGUCCUAAAACUGAAAGAGAACUGUCCAUGCUCUGGAGCAGUUGAACUGUGGCUGGACAAUCUUUUGACAAUUGUUCGGCACACUUUGAAGGAAGACUUGUCCACAGCUCUGGGUUCUUAUGAGGAUGGGAAUCGAGAGGCCUGGAUUUUCGAGAACAUUGCGCAGGUGGCGCUGACGGGUACUCAGAUCUGGUGGACUGCAGAAGUGAGUGCUGCCCUUCAAAGAGUUCGUCAAGGGCAUGAGACAGCCUUGAAACAAUAUAAUAAGAAACAGAUGCAACAACUGCACCAUUUGAUUGGCCUAUUGCUGACUGACUUGAGCCGCGAAUCCCGCCAGAAAGUAAUGACCAUCUGCACGAUGGAUGUACACGCCAGAGACGUGGUCUCAAAACUGGUCUCUCUUCGUGUAGAGGCUGAGUCUGAUUUCGCCUGGCAAUCUCAAUUGCGGCACCGUUGGGAGGAGGACUGCAGAGUUUACAUUUGCGAUGCCCGAUUUGACUACUGCCACGAAUAUCUAGGCAACACACCACGUCUUGUCGUCACCCCUUUGACGGACAGAUGUUUCAUAACACUAACUCAAUCCCUUAAAUUGAUGAUGGGUGGAGCUCCGACGGGCCCAGCAGGAACGGGAAAGACGGAAACCGUCAAGGAUCUUGGUAGAGCUCUCGGAACGUUAGUGUAUGUCUUCAAUUGUUCCGAACAGAUGGAUUACAGAUCCUGUGCAAACAUUUACAAAGGACUGGCACAAACUGGAGCCUGGGGAUGCUUCGAUGAAUUCAAUCGAAUUUCGGUAGAAGUUCUGUCUGUUGUGGCCGUGCAGGUAAAAUGCAUUCAAGACGCUCUCAGAGGAAACAAAACGACUCUUUGUUUGUUGGGAGAUGAUAUUCCACUAAUAAAUACCCUGGGAAUUUUCAUAACUAUGAACCCUGGUUAUGCUGGAAGAACUGAGUUGCCAGAAAAUCUCAAAACACUUUUCAGACCCUGUGCCAUGGUGGCACCAGAUAUCCAACUCAUUUGUGAAAUCAUGUUGGUUGCGGAAGGUUUCGUGGAAGCCCGAAGUUUGGGACAAAAAUUCACCACUCUGUACUCUCUGUGCAAGCAGCUGCUCAGCAAACAAGAUCAUUAUGACUGGGGAUUAAGGGCCAUCAAAUCGGUCCUAGUCGUGGCCGGAUCACUAAAAAGAUCGUCUCCAGCUACUCCUGAAGAACAUAUUCUUAUGUUAGCUUUGAGAGAUUUCAAUCUCCCUAAAAUAGUGAGUGAAGAUGUCGGAGUAUUCAUGGGUCUCAUUGGAGACCUGUUUCCUGCACUGGAUGUACCUCGAAAGAAAAACUUGGUGUUGGAGAAAUCAGUGCGCGAUGCCAUUGUAGAGCUGAAGCUGCAGCCAGAAGACAGUUUCGUCCUAAAGGUUCUUCAAUUCUCUGAUCUCCUUGAUGUCAGGCACUCAGUUUUUGUGAUUGGUGCCGCUGGCUCGGGUAAGAGCAGCGUCUGUAAAACUCUUCUUACUGUACACCAGCAGAGGGGUGAGAAACCACUAGCCCUUGAUUUGAACCCUAAAGCAGUCACCAACGACGAACUCUUCGGCACUAUCAAUCCAGCCACCAGAGAAUGGAAAGAUGGUCUGCUGUCUUCUCUUAUAAGAGAUUUGGUGAAUGCUAACACCGAUGGUCCAAGAUGGUUGAUACUUGACGGUGACAUUGAUCCAAUGUGGAUAGAGUCCCUAAACAGCGUUAUGGAUGACAAUAGGGUCUUGACUUUGGCUAGUCGAGAACGCAUUUCCCUGACCCCCACGAUGCGACUGAUAUUUGAAGUGUCUACUUUGGAGCGUGCUACUCCAGCAACAGUGUCUCGAGGGGGUGUACUGUACCUGGAUUCUGGUGAUGUAGGGUGGAAUCCUUAUGUGGUAAGCUGGAUAGAACGCAGAUCUGUUCAGUCAGAGAAAGCCAACCUCAUCAUUUUCUUUGACAAAUAUGUUCCACCCUGUUUGGAGGCCAUGAGCAAACGAUUUAAAACGGUUCUUCCCAUUCCAGACAUUUGUUAUGUUCAGACUCUUUGCUGCCUGUUGGAGUGCUUAUUAACUCCAGAAAACACACCACCCGAUUCUCCGAACGAGUUAUACGAACUUUACUUCGUCUUCUGCUGCAUUUGGGCCUUCGGUUCUGGCCUGGAUCUCAACAACGGAGCAGACGGACGUCUCGAAUUCUCAAACUGGUUUCUCAGUGAAUUCAAGUCCGUCAAGUUCCCGAUAUCUGGAAAUCAGACUUCUGGUCAAAAUGGAUCAGACUCCCCAACGGUUUUUGAUUAUUACAUUGACAACAAGAGGUUUUAUCCGUGGUCUAGAAAGUUACAGAAGUUUCAACCGUCUCCUGAUGUCUCAUUACAGAACUACUUGGUUCCGACGAAAGAAACACAUCGUAUUCAAUACAUGAUGGAUCUACUGAUUUCCAAAGGGCACCCCAUCAUGCUGGUAGGUCCGAGCGGUUGUGGGAAGACUUCAGUCAUCCGCUCCACUCUUGAUGCUCUGGACCAAGAGUCUACCUAUCUUGUUGUGAAUGUUCCAUUCAAUUUCUACACAUCUUCAGCAACAGUGCAACGAGCUAUGGAGCUACACCUGGAAAAGAAAGUUGGCAAAAACUUUGGCCCACCAGGGCAGAAGAAAAUAGUUUAUUUUAUUGAUGAUUUCAAUAUACCAGAGGUUGAUAUGUAUGGAACAUGCCAACCGCAUACCAUCAUUCGACAGCACUUGGACUAUGGUCACUGGUACGACCGAAACAAACUCACCCUGAAAGAAGUCACCAAUUGUCAAUAUUUAGUAUCAAUGUGUCCUACAGCUGGAAGCUGCACCAUCAAUUCCAGAUUACAAAGACAUUUUUGCGUUCUCUCCGUGCCACCAACAACAAUAGAUUCCAUGCAGACGAUCUUUGGAUUACAACUGAGAGAACACCUCAGGCGAAUACACCCUCCCAGCGAAUCCCAAGAGGAAGUGGAGGAGUUCAGGAUUACCGUACAGCAACAGAUUGUUCGACUUGCCAUCUCUUUGCAAAGUCGUAUGAGUGGCGCUUUUCAUCCAACGGCCCUGAAGUUUCAUUACGUCUUCAAUUUGAGAGAUAUUUCGAAUGUCUUCAGAGGCUUAAUGCUAAGCAGUAGUGAGAGUCUAGUCAAAAGCGAAGACUUACUGCAAUUAUGGCUACACGAGUCUCAAAGAGUGUAUAGAGACAAACUUCUCGACCAAGACGACCUUGAAAAGUUCGACAAGAUUCUGGCCGAUACUCUAAAACGCAACACGGAAAUGGACGACCAGACAUGUUCUGCAAUGGUGUCCAACAUUCCGGUUCAUUGUCAUUUUGCGCAAGGGAUAGGAACUUCAUGCUACCAACCAGUCAGCGAUAAGAGCCAACUGGUGAGAUUAUUACAAGAUGCUUUGGAUGCCUACAACGAUAUCUGUGCACCCAUGGAUCUCGUUUUAUUUGAAGAUGCUGUUCGCCAUAUAUGUCGCAUCACCCGCAUUCUAGAAUCAGGAGGGAACGCACUCCUCGUUGGAGUGGGCGGUAGUGGCAGGCAAUCAUCUGCUUCGUUGGCUGCUUACAUCUGCAAUUUGCAUCUUCACCAGCCUACUCUGCAUUCCGAAUAUGAUAUACAAGAUUUCAAAGCUGAUAUCGGCAGUUUAUACUUGAGAGCAGGCGUCAAGAACAUUGGGAGCCUAUUCAUGAUGAGUGACGCUCAGGUGGCUGACGAGAGAUUUCUGGUCCUUAUCAAUGACCUGCUCUCUUCUGGAGACAUCCCAGAUCUCUUCCCUGAGGCUGAAGUCGAAAACAUCAUUUCAGCUUUGCGAUCCGAAGUCAAAUCGGCCGGGAUAUAUGAUUCUAGGGAGAAUUGCUGGAACUACUUCAUCAAUAAAGUGAAGCGGAGACUGAAGGUUGUUUUAUGCUUUUCACCCGUCGGAUCAACUCUCAGAUCUCGCAGUCGAAAAUUCCCGACACUCAUCAGCUGCACUUGCAUCGACUGGUUUCAUCCAUGGCCGAAAGACGCGCUUGUCACAGUCUGCAAUAAAUUCUUGGAGGGUCUACCGGUUUUGGAACCCGAGCUUCGUGGAUCAGUGGCUGAUUUCGUUGCCUUUGUGUAUCGCUCCGUGAACGAAAUCAGCAAGUCAUACUUACGAAAAGAGCGACGUUGCGUCGAAACCACGCCGAAAAGCUUUCUGCAGCACAUCAAGACAUAUAAAAUGCUGAUGCAGAAAAGACAUACUUUCCUCAGAGAUAAUAUUGGAAGGCUGGAAGCAGGACUGCAGCGAUUAGUCGAUACUAGUCAACAGGUGGAUGUGUUGAAAGAGCAAUUAGCCGAGCAAGAAGUGGAGUUGCAGCAAAGAAGCAGCGAUAUCGACGCUCUUCUGGAGACAGUUGUCAAGGAAACAGAAGUGGUCAGUCGUGAAAAGACGGUGGCAGCAGCCGAGGAAGCCAAGGUGUCCCGUAUACAUGCUGACGUCUCUCAGAGACAACGGGACUGCGAAGAAGAUCUGGCCAGAGCAGAGCCAGCACUAGAGGCUGCCCAAGAAGCUCUCAACACAUUAAAUAAGAGCAAUUUAACGGAGCUUAGAAGUUUCGGUUCACCACCCGUAGCUGUUCGAAAUGUAACGUCUGCUGUUAUGGUACUUCUUGCGACAGAUGGAAAAAUUCCUAAGGAUCUAUCUUGGAGAGCAGCCAAGCUCACAAUGAGCAAGGUGGAUAACUUUUUAGAUUCUUUAAUCAAUUUUGACAAAGACAAUAUUCAUGAAAACAGCUUAAGAGCAGUGCAGACUUACAUCAAGAGCCCGGAAUUCAAGCCCGAGGUGGUGGUUGGAAAAUCUCAAGCAGCAGCGGGUCUUUGUUCGUGGGUUAUCAAUGUACUCAAGUAUUAUGAGGUAUAUUGCGAUGUCGAACCGAAACGCAAGGCUUUAGCUGAAGCUAAUGCCGAAUAUAAUGUAGCGAAAGAAAAGUUAGCCAGAAUUCAAGAAAAAGUGACGGAAGUAGAGUCCCGACUAAGCGACCUGAAGGCCCGUUGCGAGGCCGCUACCGAGGCCAAAGCUCGUUGUGAGUCAGAGGCACAGAAGACAGCAUUCAGCAUCCAUCUCGCCAAUCGUUUACUAGGUGGAUUGGCUUCGGAGCGUCAACGCUGGUCUGAACUGGCCGCUGACUUCAGAAUCCUGAUGCAAACCUUGCCAGGCGACGUCCUGUUAUCAUCAGCUUUCGUUGCUUACCUGGGUCCUUUUACCAAAACCUAUCGCCUGCAAUUACUGAACGAUUAUUGGAGACCCUUCCUGGAGAAAAAAAGUAAUUUACCGAUAGGUGCCAAUUCCCCUUCCUCUGUGCUAUCUCUUUUGCUGGAGGACGAAACACUUGUGGGACGAUGGAGAAAUGCAGGGCUGCCUGGAGACAGGGCGUCCAUAGAGAAUGCUGCCCUUUUUACGUCGUGCUUUCUUCUCUGGAGAUGGCCCAUGAUAGUAGACCCACAGAUCAGGGCGGUGCCCUGGAUCAGAAACACUUACGGCGAGAAACUUCUGGUCGUCAGUACGGAUCAGAAAGGCUACUUAGAUCUUAUUGAAGAGGCUGUGAUAGCAGGACAACCAGUUUUAGUAGAAAAUCUGUCAGAAAAUAUAGACCCACUCCUGUGUCCCUUGAUUUUCUGCACCUUUGUCAAGAAAGGAAAAGCAAUCAAGUUAGGAACAAAGGAAGUUGCUUUCCAUCCUGAAUUUCAGCUUAUUCUGCAUACUAAACUCAGCAAUCCUCGCUUUGGACCUGAAAUUCAAGCUCAGACCACCAUUAUCAACUUCAGCGUCACGACUGAAGGACUUGCUGACCAACUGCUUGCAGAAGUCGUUUCCAAAGAAAGACCUGAUCUUGAAGAAUCGAAAGAUAGACUCACUAAAGAACAGAAUGAAUUUGCAAUCACCUUAAAGGGACUGGAAGAAAGCCUGCUUUCUCGGCUGUCCGAAGCUGAAGGAAAUCUGGUGGGCGACGUCACCUUAGUCGAAAGCUUAGAGUCGACGAAAGCCAUGGCCGCGGAAGUUCAGAAGAAAUCCGUGGAGAGCCACAAAACCGAAGCGGAAAUCAAUGUUGCUCGAGAGAUUUACAGGGACGUUGCUGACAGGGCUGCGUUGGUCUAUUUUGUGGUGCAGGACCUAUCCACUCUGAGCCCUAUGUACCUGUUUUCAUUGAAGGCAGUGAAAGAAGUCUUCCACAAGGCAAUUGACCGUUGUGCACCCACGGACAAUGUUGGAGAAAGAGUGAAGCUUCUAGUGGAAAACAUCACGUUGGCUGUCUUCAGAUACGUUAGUCGUGGCCUAUUCGAGAGUCACAAAACGGUGCUAGCUGCCCAUCUCACAUUUCAGAUUCUUCGCCUGAAGAAUAUGAUACCAGGAGAUGCAUCAGAAUUUCUUUUACAUCAAACACUUGAAGAUUCUACACUUGAAAGUCCCGUAGAAUUUAUGAGCGCAAAUGCAUGGGCUGCAAUUAGAGCACUUUCCUCUCUGGACGAGUUCCAAGGCUUGGAUAGGGAUUUGGAGGCUACUCCGAAACGCUGGAGAAAGUUUCUGGAUUCUGAAUUCCCAGAAAAAGAAGCUCUGCCUCAAGAAUGGAAGAACAGAGCGACGGCAUUCCACAAAUUGUGCAUCAUCCGAUGCCUUCGACCGGAUAGAAUUGUCUACGCUAUCAGAGAUUAUGUUGCUGAAAUUUUGGGCCCAGCUUUCGUUAACAGCAGAAGCAAUGAUCUGGAUGAUAUCCUUGGCGAAUGCGGCUCCAAAACGCCCAUCUUAUUCAUUCUGAGCCCUGGAGUCGAUCCACUGCAUGACCUGGAAGCCUGUGGAGAGAAGCGGAGAUUCACCACAGCGCUAGGAAAUUUUCAAAAUGUAUCCUUGGGUCAGGGGCAAGAGAGUAUAGCUGAGCAAACUAUGGACAACGGGGCCGCUCAAGGCCACUGGGUAGUACUUCAGAAUAUUCAUUUAGCCAAGGGUUGGCUUCAUCGUCUGGAGAAGAAAUUGGAGGAAAUGAACAACAUGGAGGUUCACCAAGAAUUCCGUCUUUUCCUGAGCGCCAACCCGCCAGAGGAGGCUAUUGGUGAAGAAAGUAGACUCAUACCGCCCGGGCUGCUAGAGUCUUGUCUCAAAGUGACGAACGAGCCACCCAAAGGCAUGCAAGCCAACCUCCACAAAGCAUUGGAUAAUUUCUCCCAGGAAACUUUCGAUUCGAGUGCUCGCGAGGGAGAAUUCAAGAGCCUUUUGUUCACUCUCUGCUACUUCCAUGCGGUGCUCACAGAGAGAAAGAAGUUUGGAUCACAAGGAUGGAAUUUCCCUUACCCUUUUAACGACAGCGACUUGCUCAUCAGUGCUAAUGUCCUUCAUAACCAUUUGGACAGUGAAGGGGGACGAAGUGCAGUUAUUCCAUGGGAUGAUCUACGAUUUCUUUUCGGUGAAAUUAUGUACGGGGGUCACAUCACUGAUGACAAGGACCGGAAGGUCUGCACUGCUUACCUCCAUAGAUUUUUCAACAGUGAGCAGCUGGAAGCCGAUUAUCCUCUGUGUCCCGGUUUCGGCAUGCCCCCUGUUCUGGACUACGAAGGCUACCAUCGAUACGUGGAUGAGAACCUACCGAGUGAGAGUCCCUCCAUGUAUGGCUUACACUCCAACGCGGAGAUCGGCUGCCUAACGGAUGCCUCUAACGCUCUGUUGAGGGCGCUGCACUUGCUGGAACCAUCUGUCGUCGAUUCGAGUGAAUCACCCCUAUUCAAUCCGGUUGAUGUUUCUGUGGCUGCAGCCCCCAAUGAAGAAAAGAUCCGCCAGAUAUCCGAAGACAUCCUGGAGAAGAUUCCAGGGGAGUUUCCGAUGGUCGACUUGUACGGAAAAGUGUCCGAGGAAUCCAGUGUCCAGCCAUUUACCGCUGUUGCGCUCCAGGAAUGCGAAAGGAUGAAUAAUCUUAUUCAGGAAGUCAGGACAUCUCUCAUGGACAUAGAAAGAGGAUUGAAGGGGGAGCUCCCGUGGAAUGAAGAGAUGGAUGAGCUCGGUGAGGCGCUGGCAUCGGAUGCUGUUCCGCAGUUGUGGUCCUCGAAAGCCUAUCCGUCCCUUUUACCUCUGGGAUCUUGGUUCUCAGACCUGUUACAUAGGCACAGAGCCCUGCACCAAUGGGUGUCUGCUGACUUCGCCCUACCUGCUGCAGUGUGGUUGGGUGGUCUGUUCAGCCCGCAGUCCUUCUUGACUGCCGUCAUCCAAACAUCCGGCAGGAAACAUGACCUGCCCCUUGACAAACUGUCCAUCCACUGCGAGGUCACCAAAAAGAUGCCAGAUGAGUUCAUUCUCACUCCCAGGGAAGGAGCCAACAUAUGCGGUCUCUACAUGGAGGGUGGACGAUGGGAUUUCGCUGCAGGUUGCAUCAUGGACCCUCUUUUGAAAGAUCUGCACCCUCCCAUGCCAGUAAUCUGUCUGAAGUCGGUGCUGUCGGACAAAGUGGAUGUCCGUAAUUCAUACAGCUGUCCCGUAUAUCGAACUCGACAGAGGGGUUCCACAUUUGUCUGGGAAUUCCCUCUCAAGACGAACGAACCUCCUGAAAAGUGGGUUAUUGCAGGAACCGCCUUGCUUCUGCAAGUCUAGAGCUCAUGAUCGCGAUUGGCUAAUUAAGUGGUUGGUAGCCAACCUUAGGGUCUCCUAGAGUCAGUGUAUAGGGUAUAGGCCCUGUAAUUCGAUAAGAGGGCUGCUAUAGAUAACUUGAGAAACAAGCUAAAUUUUGCUGUUAAUGAAGUCUUAACCACUUCAAAAGAUUUUCUUCUUCUGGUAAGAGAGCAAUUUACUAGCAGCAAUUUAGCAAAAACAGGAGCUUGAGAUAGAUCAGAAUAGGGUCUCCUAGAGUCAGUAUAUAGGACUUAGGCCCAGCAAUUCUAAAAGGGGCUGGGACAGUUAACUUGAGAAAAGAGCAAACAGGAACUAAGUUAAAUCGGUUUAGGGUCUCCUAGAGACAGUAUAUAGGACUUAGGCCCAGCAAUUCAAAAAGGGGCUGUGAUAGUUAACUUGAGAAAAAAAGCUAAAUAGUAACGUUAAUGAAACAUCAAAAGAGUCCUUUCUUCUGAAAAAAGAGCAAUUUACCAACAGCUGAUUCGCAGAAAAAGGAGCUUAAGAUAGUACAUCUUUUCUGAUACUAAUCUCUCUAGAACUUUGAAUAUGACGCAGUCAAAGUAUAAAUUAGACUCGCGUUUUCGCGAAAGAGCUUCCAAAUUUAUAUUAGUUUUCAUGACGAAUAACAAUUUUUUUGACGAGCAUAAUAGAAAGAGGCUGUUCGCACAUUUUGUGAACGGUUUUCAAUAGAAUGUAUGGAACGUUUGGAUUAGAACCGAUUUAUUUUUAUGGUAAUUAUCUGUUCAGACUUUAAUUUAUUGCUUCAUAUUUUAAAAUUUAUCUUUAAUUACAAAAUUGCGUUUGUCCGAAAUAAUGGAUAUAAGGCUAUGUUUUCGUUGGUUCCAAGAAGAAAUUUUCCUAUUUAGUUAUUCAAGAACGUUCUAUUGUAAAAACUAUGGGAUUGUCAUAUCUAAAGGCAGAAUGAGUGUGGUUAUUAAUAGUAAAGAGAAAAAAUUGCAUAUUAGAAAAAAAUACCGAAAAAAAGCAUCAAAAAUGAAGCGUAUGCCCUCAUUUUACUCACAUUCUUGCAAAAAACAUAAGAAGUUUUAUCCAUAGAAUCUUAUGUUUAUGUAAAGGAAAAGAGAUGAACAUUUUAUCCAAUCAAAAACCUAUAACUAUAGAAAGGACUAUAGAAAGCUUGGAUUAAUUUUAUAAAAAUCAACAUUUUUAGAGAAAUUAAGGAGCAGGACAAUUUAUUAAAAGCAAGAGUAGCAUUCAAAUUACAAGAAAUUUAUAUUACAUUCUGAUUUGUGUAACAUCAAAAUCGUUCAAAAAAUGUACGAAAAGCCUCUGAAAUCUAUUUAUAAAAGUGACUAUAUUAAUUUCAUUAUUUUCUGCGAUCACUGUUUAAAAUCAUUCUAUGAUUCCAGCUCUUAAAUAAAUUCCAAAACUCUUCCAAAGUUUAAAAAAAUGGAAGUAAAUAAUUAAAUAAAGCAAGGUAAAUUUUUAAAAAAUUGGGAACAAAGAGAACAAAAAGAUUUUUAAACGCGAUACAUUGAUUAAACCUCGAAAGCAACACGAGCUUAUUUUCUAAAUCCUUUUGACAUCCUCCUUCUGAUAAUUACGGUUUGGGCAUUGUCCAAGACAAGUUCGUCGAACAUCAACAUUUUCUUAACUUCCACGUCAGAAUUUUUAUUUAAUAAUGUAAUGGACAUCUACCGCCAAUCAGUUCUUCGGCGUAUGUGUUAACCUGCCAAGAAGUUCUCUGAGACUGAAGUGAAUACAAAUGGCGCGAUUUGAUUGCAUUUUUGUAGUAUUUUUAUGUAUGUGAAAUAUUUUAUA